Rhinolophus ferrumequinum (greater horseshoe bat) is the source of this 3643-nucleotide messenger RNA. RefSeq names its product BTG3 associated nuclear protein (gene BANP). Gene Ontology annotation, biological process: protein localization to nucleus; negative regulation of protein catabolic process. Bases 305 to 1807 code for a protein of 500 amino acids. The record is from RefSeq and is a predicted model, not a curated record. Lineage: Eukaryota; Metazoa; Chordata; Mammalia; Chiroptera; Rhinolophidae. The transcript is spliced from 14 exons. Gene Ontology annotation, molecular function: DNA binding.
CUCGCGGCGCCUGCGCAGAGCGGCGGCUUCUCUCGCGAGGACGGACGCCAUUAUCGCAUCUCCCCGACAAACACCACGAGAAUUCCGCAGCCCACACGGUUCUCCUGAAUCAGUUCAUGUGGGUUCUGCCUGCCUCUGAAUCCUGGAGCAGUUGCUGAGGAUGAUGAAGGUUGAAGAAACUCCCAGUGUUUCGCACAGACACCAGGUUCAGAGAAUAUUACUGCAUGUAACUGAGGUGACAGAAUCCUAGUCCUGCGUGAGUUUAGUUCUUGCUGGUUGACUGGCCCCUCUCCUCUCGUUCUGGAUGAUGUCAGAACAGGAUCUGGCGGACGUGGUACAGAUUGCAGUGGAAGACCUGAGUCCCCAUCACCCAGUUGUACUGGAGAAUCAUGUAGUGACAGACGAGGAUGAACCAGCUUUGAAACGCCAGCGACUAGAGAUCAAUUGCCAGGACCCCUCCAUAAAGUCAUUCCUGUAUUCCAUUAACCAGACAAUAUGCUUACGAUUGGAUAGCAUUGAAGCCAAGCUGCAAGCUCUCGAGGCCACUUGUAAAUCAUUGGAAGAAAAGCUGGACCUGGUUACGAACAAGCAGCACAGUCCCAUCCAAGUCCCCAUGGUGGCUGGCUCCCCUCUCGGCGCCACGCAGACUUGCAACAAAGUGCGAUGCGUCGUCCCCCAGACUACAGUAAUACUCAACAGUGAUCGGCAGAACGCCAUUGUAGCCAAGAUGGAAGACCCCUUGAGCAGCAGGGCACCGGAUUCCCUGGAAAAUAUCAUUAGCAAUGCGGUUCCUGGGCGUCGGCAGAACACGAUCGUGGUGAAGGUGCCGGGACAAGAAGACAGCCACAACGAGGAUGGGGAGAGCGGGUCGGAGGCCAGCGACUCCGUUUCCACCUGUGGACAGUCAGGGAGUCAGAACAUCGGAAACAACGUCACCCUCAUCACCCUGAACUCAGAAGAGGACUACCCCAACGGCACCUGGCUGGGGGACGAGAACAACCCCGAGAUGCGCGUGCGCUGUGCCAUCAUCCCCUCCGACAUGCUGCACAUCAGCACCAACUGUCGCACCGCCGAGAAGAUGGCGCUGACGCUGCUGGACUACCUCUUCCACCGGGAGGUGCAGGCUGUCUCCAACCUGUCAGGCCAGGGGAAGCACGGCAAGAAGCAACUUGACCCCCUCACCAUCUACGGGAUCCGGUGUCACCUCUUCUAUAAAUUUGGCAUCACGGAAUCAGACUGGUACCGAAUCAAACAGAGCAUCGACUCCAAAUGCCGGACAGCCUGGCGGCGGAAACAGCGAGGUCAGAGCCUGGCUGUCAAGAGCUUUUCUCGGAGAACGCCGUCCUCAUCCUCGUACAGUGCAUCAGAGAGCAUCAUGACCACACCGCCGCCCGCCACUGAGAUGCCCCAGCCCCAGCCGCAGGCCCUGCACUACGCCCUGGCCAAUGCCCAGCAAGUCCAGAUCCACCAGAUCGGAGAGGACGGACAGGUCCAAGUAAUCCCACAGGGUCACCUCCACAUCGCCCAGGUGCCUCAGGGGGAGCAGGUGCAGAUCACGCAGGACAGCGAGGGCAAUCUACAGAUACACCACGUGGGACAGGAUGGGCAGGUGCUGCAAGGAGCCCAGCUGAUAGCCGUGGCCUCUUCGGAUCCUGCUGCUGCAGGCGUGGACGGGUCUCCUCUCCAGGGCAGUGACAUCCAGGUGCAGUACGUCCAGCUGGCGCCGGUGACAGACCACACCACUGCAGCUCAGGGUGUAAUCUGUUGCUCUCAGUGCACCCCGUCAAGCUGGCUUCCGAGGCAUUGACGGCGCCCGGGCUCCUGGCCAUCUGGUGCAUCAAGAUAUUCCAGGAGCAUUUCGUAUUUCCCUGCCGAGACUGGGAUCGGCCAUCUCUCCAAGGAGUCCUGGUCACUUGUAGAGGAAGAUGGUAUUUAGAAGUGGAAUUCUGGGUCCUGGGGGUGUUCACGCCCCUGCUCCUGGGGUGUCCCAGCGGCAGCCCUCCCAGGGGACAGAACUGGGCAGUGUGUGUGUGUGUGUGUGUGUGUGUGUGUGUGUGUGUGUGUGUGUGAGAGUGAGUCCACACACACAUAGACAUUCGCAUCAGUGCACUCCCUCCCUCACGGGCUUAUAUCCACAUUUAUCUGUCACUGAGUUUCCCCGGUCAGCCAGUUGCCAGCUGCCUUCCCUUGUCGAGCCAUCCACGUUUUCAGUUCAUUGAUGUACAGAAUUCUUCACUUGAUCCACGCCAGUAUACUGUGGUCCUGAGGAAGCAUCUCUGUGAAGCCUGUGACUUGAUGGAAGGAGCACUCAGGGCUGCCCGGCAAACCUGGACUAGUGACAGAACUUAGAACAGAACUUGCCAUUGAGGCCCUCUGAACAACUUUCCAACCUCAGCUGUGUUCUUUGUAAGAGCAGAAGGUUGAAAAGCCCUCCGUGUCCACUGAUGAGAGAAUGAUUCUGUGAACCGGGGCUUCGGCGUCUGCCACGGAAUUCUUGACCCCCGAUGGAGGGUCAGGUCAGAAGGUGGUGGUGGGAGUUCUCCAGGCUGCGGCCUGUGGAGGUGAGAGGGGAAAAUGUUUUGGCGAAACAGCUUGGACUUGGCUCCAGAGCCGUGCAACAGAGGAGACAGCGCCCUGAUCCGUAUCCAAGGGAAGCUGGGACUCCCUGUUGGCUGGGGUCAUGAUGGAGCCCCCUAACUCACUCCAUGAAGACACCACCACUCCCUCCCUUGUGAGCCAGCAUACCUUCUGCUCAUUGGUCUUGCACGGAGCAAGGAAGGGACAGAGAGAAACACGUCCAAAUCAGAACUUGGUAAAUCCAGUAAAUCGGUGUUCACAGGCCCUUUCUUCCCUUUGCUGCUGGAGGUGCAUCCUGUCUCCUGCAUCUGGAUGUGGGUUUUCAGGAGAGUCAUGCCCUCCUGUGGCCCGUGUCCUUUGUUGAGGCGCCUGGCCGAUCCUUUGGGGCCAAGCCUGUCCCCUGCUCUGAGGACCUGUGGCCAUCAUUCCUUUGUUCCACUGCUGGGGCUCUGGCCUAUAGGGUCCCAUCCCCCUUUCUCUUCAGGUCCGGCUGUGGAAUAGGGUGGCUGGAGCCAAACGCAAUGAUGGAAAGGCUUCCAGGAGGGUCAGAUAGAGGGGCAGUGUGACUGCAGGUAGCCAUACGGUCCCACCCCCAAACAACUUGCCUUGAAAAUAAAGGAGCCCUCCUCUGCAGGAGCGAGUGAAACGGGUGUUCAGGAUUCAGGAAGCAGGUUCUCACUGUGGUGCCAAGGCCCCUCUGGACAGGCCAUCAGUCUUCACUCCAACCUCACGUGAGUGAAGCUGAUUCUCCUGAAACCCCUGUAGACUCCUCAGCCCCAACAUCCAGACCUCUCUGCCCGCCAAAGUCCUUUUUCAGCCUGAACUUCAUGGUCCUAGGCCCUUCUGGGAGGAGGAGGUCCCUAGUGAACUUUGGCCAUAUCCUCUGGUAUUUCUCUUUGUGGUCUAAGAAUAUCCUCUCAAGUGUCACAGGGACCUUCCUAUUCUCUGGUGGUGAUGGUACACUAAAAACCAAUGAACUGCACACUUCAUAUCAGUGAAAUGUAUGGUAUGUGAAUUAUAUCACAAUAAAGCUGUAGUUUUUGUAAAGGGCCUUAUUCUAAUUACA